AUGGGACGACAACGGGGAGGAGCACAACCGACCAAAUUAACAAAAUUGACCGGUUUUUGUGAUAUCGUUAAUCAAGCGAAAUUGAAGAAAACGGGCGGUAAAACCAGUAGCGCAAAGCCAACAGCAGCGAUGACAAAAACGACCACGGCCAAAACGAUUGAAAGGACAAAAACGACGACCACCUCGGUAGCGAGCACAAAAUCGAAAAGUGCCGACAAAUGGGAAGAGUUUCGUGAAAAAAAAUUGGCCGAAAUGAAGCAGCAUAAGAUUAACGUUGAACGACGCAUGCAAACGAGUUGUAAUAUUGAUGGGCAAAUGUAUUGGAGCCAACGCACGGACAAAUUGAAACGAUAUCCAAAACAUGAAGCGUUGCAUCCAUCAUGGUAUACGGAGAAUAUUUAUUCAAAUCAUUCAAUCGAUUUGGAAUCGGAUGACUUUUUCGCCAACGACGAUCAAUACGGCCCAAAUGACUAUGAUCGCGAAACAUCGUUUCAUCGAAAGAAGCCACAUAUCGAUACGGGCUAUGGUUAUCCAAAAUCGCGAAGUUGUUGUUUCGGAAGUGGAUACGAUGAGCGACCGAAGCCAGUAUUAAUGCCAAAAUCCAGUUCGUUUACAGGGACGGGCGGCAGUAGAGGUGUUAGCAAUUUUCGAACGAUGUACAGUACGGUGGAGGAGGAAAGCUUCUUGGAAGUGCGUCGUCAAAAUAAUAGCCGGAAUAAUCUAAGUGGCCUGCGAAAGUUUUAUUGUUGGGAAAAUGAUCGACAGCCGAGCAUCGAUAAAGAUGAACUGUACGCAAACUCACAUAAUCACCUAGACGUCGAUUGUUACAUGAAAAAUCCCGAAGUCUAUCAAAUCGAACGUGAUCGAAAUUAUUAUAAAAAACCAAAUGUCGAUAUUCAUGACGUACAAGCGACCACAAAUGCCAAUUACAUACGAAAUAUUUGGCACAAUCGAAAUCGAAGCUCAUCCCUCUACAAAGUGCAAAAUAUUAAUGAAAUCAAUGGCAAUUAUCUGGAAGAUUUUAGCAAUAUACCGUCGUAUGAUGUGGCACCGAAACGCCAUCAUCAUGAUUUGGACAGUCAUCACCCGUUCGAAGAGGAAUAUUUGAUAAUUCAUCAAAAUAAGCCGAAUAUCAAUUUAUAUUCGGCACGGAAUAGCUUCGACGAUCCGGGUUCGGUGAGCCGGCGGCAGAGUUAUCAUUCGAAUGAGAUGUAUGCCAGUGAUAUGGAUCCGUAUAGUGAACGGUCUUGCUAUAUGGGUCGUGAUAAAAAUUGCAUGGACAUGAGUUUGGGGCAUGCAACUAAUCGAGAUCAUCAAACCACGCGCCAUAGUAUCCGAUCGAAAAGUAUGCUGGAAGUACAGCCACCCAGCCAUUGGGACGAUGACACAUCCUCCGAUUCGACCAUUGAUGAUUUGUACGAUUUUAAUUUUGAUUUUGUCAAUCAAUACGAUUUGGACUAUCGUAACAAUAACAACGCAACGAAAAGUAUGUUGUUAGCCAAGAACAGUAGUCAUCCGUUGUACAAGGAGAAAAAUAUUAAUGUCGACAAUUAUUCAAAGUAUCGGAAGAGCAACAUGGACAUCAUUGACGAUACCGAUAAUGAUAUAAACGAUGUUGACUUUGACAACAAUAGCCAAAGUGACGAGGAUGAAGACAUCAAUUUCAACAGUUUGACAUCGCCCAGGCACGAUCGUUCCCGUUACCACCACCACCAUCAACAUCAAUCAUCACAGGAUAAUGAAUAUCUGCUCUCGAAUCGUAGUGCUCGUGCACGAUACUAUGAUAACUGUUUGUCGUCGACAUCCGAAUUUUAUCCAACCAUCAGCAGCAACAUUAAUAAUAAUAAUAAUCAAAAUGUCAUUAGUCCCAACGGAAAUAGAACAAUAAAUGAAGGUCAUCAUCAAAUCAACAAUAUGCAUUCGGACGAUAAUAAAAUCAACAACAACAAUAACAAUAAUAAUAAUGUUGAUUCGCUGGACGAUGGUAACGCAAAUAUUAAUAGCCAAGAAAGUAAUGGAGCGAUUAGUUUAAUCAACAAUAUCUUUUCGAUUUAUAAACCACGAAAGUAUUCGCCGGUGAGUUGCCGUGCGGCAAGUCAAAAAGCAUGUGGCAUUACGAAAAGCAUGAACGUACCGAGCACAGUGAGACCAUUAGGUGCACCAUAUAAUGAUUUUCUGACAUCGAUGAAACGACCGUUAACCAUAACACCAUCCUGUUUUACCACACAGAAACGUAACUGGAUUAUGCCGCCCACUGCGUCCGUCGAUCAGGCACACUUCAAAAUCAUUCCAGAGAAAACGGGCUUGAAAAUCUCACCGUUAUAUCGCUUUGGCUACGAAGAUGACAGUAAACUACGACUCAAAUGUACCGCCCGACCACUGCUCUUUCCCCUGUAA
This is a messenger RNA of Sitodiplosis mosellana (orange wheat blossom midge), 2397 nucleotides long. Its product is annotated as homeobox protein 2-like. Bases 1 to 2397 code for a protein of 798 amino acids. The record is from RefSeq and is a predicted model, not a curated record. NCBI's taxonomy places the organism in Eukaryota, Metazoa, Arthropoda, Insecta, Diptera, Cecidomyiidae. The transcript has a single exon.